AACACUGUUCUGUAGCUAACUGGAAAAUCGGGUCAAACACAUUAAUAGAGUCUGUGAAUAGAAAGGUGUCGCCUGGCGAGGUGAUUUCAAUUUUUCCCCACCUUUUACAUUUAAAUCUUUUUCUUAAUUAAACCAGGGAUUUGAAGUCGCUUCUAAAGUUGAGCUAUUCUCACGCGCUGUCCAAAGCGUCGGUAAAAAUGGACGUGGAGCGUAUUUCCGUCACGACGGACUCAGGCACUGAUACUCCGAGUGCCUUUCCAGUAGUUUUAAAGAAAAUCAUGGAAAUUCCGCCACCGAAUCUUCUCGAAGGCGAUGAUGAAAAUGAUAAAGAGAAACUCUUUGAGGAUGUGGACUCCGGUGGGGUCAGUGGAAUGGGGCCAUCGGCCGCCUUAACGCCUGCCAUCUGGGAAAAGACCAUUCCCUAUGAUAGCGAAACCUUCCACCUGGAAUACAUGGAUCUGGAGGAAUUUCUCAUGGAGAAUGGCAUUAAUGCCACUGAGGAUGAGGGUCAGCAAAAGAGUCUUGGAAAGGAAAACUUAGAGCUGACAACUGAAAAACCAUCCACAACCUCUACAAGCGAGUCAGCCCCAGCAAUCUCUCUCAUACCAGUCAUGGAACUGGAUCAGUGUGAGGAGGAAGUGGUCACAAUCACAACAUCCAGCUCUAGCUCAACAGACACCAAAUCAGAUGAGGACCGUGUGACGCCAGACCCCAUUGAUCCAGACGAUAUUGAGGUAGAGAUCAACUUCGAGCCGGAUCCCACAGACCUCGUGCUCUCCAGCAUACCCGGAGGUGAACUGUUUAAUCCCCGCAAACAUCGCUUCUCCGAGGAGGAGCUGAAGCCUCAACCUAUGAUCAAGAAAGCAAAGAAAGUAUUUGUGCCUGAGGAAAAGAAGGACGACAAAUAUUGGCAGCGGAGGAAGAAGAAUAAUAUUGCAGCCAAACGUUCACGAGAUGCCAGAAGGCUUAAAGAGAAUCAGAUCACAGUACGAGCGGCCUUCCUGGAGCGAGAGAACUCGGUGUUGAGGCAGGAAGUGGCAGAGUUACGCAAGGACUUUGGGCGAUGCAAGAACGUUGUGGCACGCUAUGAAGCAAAAUACGGGCCGCUUGCACCGGCUGAAGACCUCUAAACAAUUAUUGAUUUAUUUGCGUUGUCGAAAGGCAAUAAAUUAAUAAUGGUGUGGAAUGAAGAGGAGAAGACAGGUGAUAAGUGAAAUGAAUGAUUCAGACUGUAGAGCGAAGUGAUAUUCAUAUGAUUAUUAAUCCUGUCAGCCACUCUUAUCAAUACAAUAAUCUUACUUUCAGAGCAACAGCAUACCCGAUAUUUCCAAUAGAGCUUUUAAGUGCUUUUUUUGCAAUGCAUCAAGGUAGAAAAGGUUUUUCCCCUACCUUUUCCUGUUUUAUGGUUGUGUUAAGGAAUCAUGUGCGUUGGAAGUCAAUGGUCUUUAUUUACAAAGAAUGACUGGCAUUGACUUAAAUAUACUUUCUUAUCAGUAUGUUUAUCCUUGAAAAAUGACAUUAAUUCUAAGAAUUCCUUUAACAAAUUUGGUACAUUGUACCACUAAGUGGUGCAUUUUUAUCUGCAACAUUAGCUAUUAUUGAAAAAUAUCGGGAGAAUGUAUCACUUUAAAAGUAUGUAAUUCCAGGUAACUGUAAAAACUGAAAAAAACUGUAAGCAGGAAUUAUAAACUUAGGUUUUGUGCUGCAAAAAAAGUCAAUAUUUUGUCUGUCAGUAGAAUUCAUCAGAAAAUGUACUGAAAAUAUGUGCACUGUAUAUCUGCAAAAUGAAAGAAAAUUGUCUUUUAUAACUCAGUAGAUCUUCUAAAAUCAUACCUUGUUUACUUCACCGUAGGUGGUUUGCCCUUUUUGGGACUCGUGGAGGUCAGUUUAUGUACAGAAAUAACACUCUGUACAUGUGACGGAUCUUGUAUCUGUUUAGAACUCAGCAAAACAACUGAAGUGCUGAUAUAGGUGGGUUUUGUUUUUCAUAUGUAUCAUAUGAUAUAUAUUUUUUUAGAUAACUUCAAAUAUUUCACAAAAAUGGCUUUGCAGUGUGAACCCACACCAUUUAUAGCUCAGUCAACAAGGAUCCAUAAGUGUCUUCAGCUGAGUGCUUGUUUAUAAAGGGCACUAGUGUGUUACAAAUCAGAAAUCAAACUCAAACCUCUUUUAAGGGCAUCGGCCCCCUGCUCGCCACUGUCCUGCUUUUUCAGGUACAUAUUUUGUGCACUUGUCUCUGUCCUUUUGAAACAUGUAGGGUGCUUCUCAAACAGAAGGCUGCAUCCUAGUGAGGCUGUGUUCUUCCUAGUCCGGUCCUUAGAAGGCUAGAGACAGUCUACGUCACAUUUCACGUUCAAACAAUUCAUUUGUGAAUUGAUGUGCAAAGGAUUUUGGGUGACUGGAGGAUGUGAAGGAUACACUUCAAAACGAAGGCUGCCUUCAAACGAUCCUUUAAAUUGAGACGUCCUUAAACAGACCUUGAUGACAUGCAGGCUUAACUCGAAUGGAGCCUUCUGAUUGAGAAGCACCCGUAAUAUCAUCAGGGAAAAAAAGAUGAAGAUAGAGGUUUAAUUCACAAGUUUCUCAAACACAAUAUCUCGUGCUUGCCGUUAUUUUUUGUGAAGUGGAAGUUAGAUGUUUAUUACCAAGUUUCAUUUCACAAUACAUGUGACCACAUUUGUCCUUCUUUAUGUUUUGUGGAAAGGGAAUGUGAUAUGUAAUGUAAUCUUUACCAAAGCUAACUUGAAAUAUAACGCUGAAGAUAACAUUUUCUGUAGCUUGUACAAAACGACUCCACUUAAAUCAGGUGUUUAAACUCUUUUCAUAUUUGUGGUCUGUAGACAUUCUUUAAUGGUGCACUUACAGUUUGUCAUUGUCCUUGAGCUUCCUUUCUGAAUGAGUGUGAAACGUGAGACGGUGAGGAACAACAACACAAUGAAAUGGGGCUUAAUGGCUGUUCUGAAAGGAAUUGCGAGUUUCUCUCAUGAAGCAUUGUUCUGUUGAAUUAGAAGAGAAAUCGGUUGUGUAUACAGGAUGCCAACUUUGUUGCAGUAACAAAUCUUUAUUUUGUCAGAUUUGAAUGUUUUUCUAAUUGUUAUUGUUCUUUUUUUGAGGAAAGAAUUUUCUUUUGUAAGUCUUAUAAAUGUUUUCUCAGUGUCUUGGCUGUUUCAUGUUGUACAUAUUAUUAAAGAACUCAAAGAUG
This is a messenger RNA of Megalobrama amblycephala (Wuchang bream), 3202 nucleotides long. It is a transcript of the gene tefa, whose product is annotated as TEF transcription factor, PAR bZIP family member a. Gene Ontology annotation, molecular function: DNA-binding transcription factor activity, RNA polymerase II-specific; RNA polymerase II cis-regulatory region sequence-specific DNA binding. The record is from RefSeq and is a predicted model, not a curated record. Lineage: Eukaryota; Metazoa; Chordata; Actinopteri; Cypriniformes; Xenocyprididae. Gene Ontology annotation, cellular component: nucleus. Gene Ontology annotation, biological process: regulation of transcription by RNA polymerase II.